UUAUAUGUAUAUGUAUAUAUCUACUACUACUACUUUACGCGCGCGAUAUAGCAACACGCGAUGCUUCCGCGCAAGACCGCUGCUGCUGCUGGCGUUACCCCUACAUCUUGUUAUACAUGACUACAUUAUCGCUGCAUUCAAGAUUGCUCCCGCUGUGCUGCCUUUCCGCGUGUGUUGAGACAAGACUGUACAUCGGUCAGCAUGGCCGCGUGCUGCAGCAAUCGCUAACAAUGAUAAUCACGAAUCUUCUUCGCUCACAGGAUCAUAUAUGGGCAUGCAUGCGCGCUGUUUGCUUCGUGCAGGGUUGGAGGUCAUCAGUAGCGUCCACCCAGCAGCAUGUUGCUGCUGCUCGCAAGUGAAUUAACGGCGCAAGCCCUGUACAGUAUACCGCACGCUGCAGCAUGCAUCAGCAGCUAGUCUGUUGGCAUCGCAGUCGUGAAUAGUGGCACAAACACAGCAGUAGUCACGAGCUCGGUAG
Molecule: messenger RNA, 478 nt
Organism: Ceraceosorus guamensis
Lineage: Eukaryota; Fungi; Basidiomycota; Exobasidiomycetes; Ceraceosorales; Ceraceosoraceae
Exons: 1
Coding region: 117-359 (80 amino acids)
Source: RefSeq, a predicted model, not a curated record